Messenger RNA from Papilio xuthus (Asian swallowtail), 738 nucleotides. RefSeq names its product translational activator GCN1-like. Gene Ontology annotation, cellular component: cytosol. The transcript is spliced from 5 exons. The record is from RefSeq and is a predicted model, not a curated record. Lineage: Eukaryota; Metazoa; Arthropoda; Insecta; Lepidoptera; Papilionidae. Gene Ontology annotation, molecular function: protein kinase regulator activity. Gene Ontology annotation, biological process: cellular response to amino acid starvation; regulation of translation. The coding region runs from base 90 to 716 and encodes 208 amino acids.
ACCUGCGCCUGCAGCCGCGUGAUCUCGUCGCCCGCCACUGCAGCCACCUCAGGGCCACCUACAUAGACGGAUACACGCCCACUCCGACGAUGUCCAACAUCGUGUCCUCCCUGGUGGCGGCCAACGAGCAGGCGGUGGGCGGCGCGGCGCUGGCGGCGGCGCUGGACGCGCUGCGGGCGCCCGACCUACUGCGCGUCUCUCGCGACGAGUACUUCGUGUUCCUCACGCCACCCGGCGACCUCUACGACAAGAGCGUCGUGCCGGGCAAUGAUGACGGCAAGGAGAUGAAUUUGAAGCGCGAGAGCAAGGCGUACAGCUAUAAAGAGCAGCUGGAGGAGCUACAACUGCGCCGCGAGCUCGAGGAGAAGCGGCGCCGCGAGGGCCACGCUAAGCAGGUGCCGCUGAGCGCUAAACAAAAGGAAGCUAUUAAGUUGCAGCUGGCCAAGGAGAGCAUUAUUCGCGACCGGCUCACCGCGCUGAACGAUCGCGUGGUCGUGGCCGAGCAGCUGGUGAGCGCGGUGCAGGCGGGCUCGGCGUCUGCGGUGUGCCAGCAGGCUAGGCACUUGGUGUCCGCCGUGCUAGCUGCGUUGCGAAGCCCACUGGCCGCGCCGCGCCUCGCCCCGCUCUUCCUGCGCCUUCGCCCCGCCCUGCUGCCGAGACAUGCCCUGCUCGGUGACACCGUUGCACGCGUCGCACUCAGGUACGUACAUCCUUAGCACAAUAGCAAAUAUACACAGU